Molecule: messenger RNA, 2448 nt
Organism: Monomorium pharaonis (pharaoh ant)
Lineage: Eukaryota; Metazoa; Arthropoda; Insecta; Hymenoptera; Formicidae
Gene: Tab2
Product: TGF-beta-activated kinase 1 and MAP3K7-binding protein 3
Exons: 9
Coding region: 118-2016 (632 amino acids)
Molecular function (GO): ubiquitin binding
Source: RefSeq, a predicted model, not a curated record
AACCGAGAAGAGGGAGGUGCGGGAGGUGGAGAAGUGCAACAACAACGUCGUAGCUCGUCUCUAUCGUUCCCGAUGGUUGCCGUCCGGUAGGCCCUGCCAGGAGGAUGGGGGCCCACGAUGGGGGAGUGCCACUGCUCUAACAUCACUAUCAUGCAGCUGUUCCACGAGCUGAAGCAGCAGUUCCCCGCGCUCCCUGAUCACGUCGUCUCCCAGUGCAUCGCCCAGAACAGUCACGACCGGGAGACAUGCGCGAGAAGCCUGCGGGCCACCCAGGAGUCCCGUCCGUCACCGGGCGCGUUUCCACCGCCGGCUCCCUGUGCCGGGGUGCAGCAGCCGCAACAACUACCACCACCACCACCACCACCACCACCACAACAACAACAACAACAACAACCACAACGAGAGCAGCAACUCGUGUCGCAGCAACGUUACCGCACGAUGAACCAAACGAUCGCGAGCAAAGUCGGCAUUGGGCGUCCCCAUCGACCGGCGUCGUUGGACAUCGGUAUGACCCAUCGCUACCCCCUCGUAGGCUGCACCCGCACCGCUGCCGCCGUCGCCGUUUCGGCCGCGACGCCGGUGUCGUCGUCCGGCGGCAUCGCCACCCCCUCGUCCGCGCCGGCCGCCUGCACGUCGCGCGGCUUCUUCGACGACGGUUACAUCGUCAAUAGCAACGGCAGCAAUGGCUUCGAGCUCAAUGUCAACGUCGCCUGCAGCCCCGCGGGCAAUCGCGAUUUUCGAACGGCACCGACGAUUGGUGCCUGUAAACGAAGCGACCUCGUCGUCGUGCCACGACCUCAUUACGCCGAGCCUCUGUUAGCCAUCGGGAAGUCCGAGGCGCAGAUCGAUCACACGCGAAGUUACACGUCGGUCAGCUUGACCCUCCGGCCACCCUCAUCCGAGCCGCAACCCCCGAUCGAUAUCAGGUCGGAAGGAUCGAGCCUAACUUACUCGACCUCGUCCUUGGAUCCGCGUGGCUUUCAAAGUCGUCUGCAGAUCAGCAUCGGUCCUGGAAACGUCGGUAGUGUCGCGGCGGCGAGGAUCAGACCGCCGAUGACUAAGCCGCACAUACUGCCGCCGUGGACUCAAAGCCCACUGCGGUCGCCUGAACUUCCGCCAGAACCGCCAAGUCAAUUGCCAAGGCUCACGACGACGAUGAGCGCGUCGACUACACCCUCCAUACCGCCGCCGACGCCGACGACGACGACGACGACGAAUAUCGUCCCAGGUUGCAGCCUUCCAACGACGCCGUCCGGGCCCACGACGAGCAGCGUCGCGCCGACUCCCACUACCGUCGCCUCUUUUUCCUCCCACGAGGAUCACACAGACUCCAAUCGGAACCGAUCGCUGUUGUGCCAAGUGGAGGAGCACCAAAAGAAAUUAAUCGCGGAGCAACUGGCUAGGAAGGAGAGGCUCGCCAGAGAGCUACGAGCCGAGAAGGGACGGCUCGAAACAAUGAAGAAGGAGGUGCAGGCAUUAUCACGACCAGUGGAUCCCUCGAUGUCCCCUCAAGAACUGAAGAGAAAGCUGAGGAGCGAAAUAUAUAUGCUGCAGGUUGAGUGCGACAGAUUGGCUGACGAAGUCGAUCAGUGGUCAGACAGACGAGUACCAUUGGGCGAAACCAACGAGGAGUUUUAUCAGGGCAUUUAUACGGGUCAGUCGUUACCAACGAGACCGCUGAAUCCGCAACCGCCGCGUUUACCGAGUCAACCUCCGGCGUGGCGGCCGGAACAGCCAACGAUGGUUACGAGUGACAACGACCGGGAGGAACGAGACGAGCCUUCGUGGGUCUGCACCAUGUGCACUUUCGACAAUCAUCCACUGAUGAACAAGUGCGAAGAGUGCGACAUGCCGAGACUAUUGAACCGCGGCAGUGCAGGGGAGACGCAAGAUAUUCACAUACGAGUAACGCAUCACCACAAUUUUUCGCCAAGGCGUGAGUAUACUUUAUAUCGAUGGUUUCAUUCAAACGAAAUCGAUAUUUUUGAUGAAUAUAACAGCUGUCUGCAAAAAUAAUUACGACAUAUUACUUUUUCAGAUAUAGUACACAGUUGGGUGGUAUGACGCGAACUGAAUUAGAAGGUUUUAAAGAAUUGUACAUAUAAAAAAUUUUAUUUAAAUUAAAUGAACAAAUUUCGUAGGACUAAGCGAUUGUAAUAGAGAACAUAUGUGACUAAUGUAAUGAUGUAACUUAAUUUUUUAUUUAUGAUUAGUGCGUACCGCAUUAUUAGAAUCGUUAACUAGUUCUUCGUUAUCCGAGACGAUUAGAUUUCUUUUCUCGCGAGACAAUUUUUACGGAUCUAUCUUUAGAUUUUUCGCGUACCGCAGAGCAAUAGACAUCGUCAGUAAGAACAGCUAAAGAUAUAUUCGACAAAACAUCGCAAAAUUCUUAUUUGUAUAAAUAUCAUCGUAUCAUAGUACAUAAAAUACAAGUAUUGUGAUAAUUUA